GCGGAGGAUGCGCACAACACGAGCAACAGCCAAUAGAGCUCAUAUAAAGCAGAACACGAUGAAUUCCGACUCAUCUGCUCGUUUAGAGUCAGGAAUGUGAUCUAGGAAACACUUCGCUUAUUCAGUCGUUUUGGCGUCCUUUAUUCUGGACCUCCGGUUCGUCGUCACGGUUCGGCGGAGACGCUUCACAUCACAGAUACGCAAUAGUAUUGCAUACCAUCAGUAUGUGGAUGCAGAAACUGGGAGUCCUGAUCAAGAGCAGCAUGUUCUCAUUCAACGGGAUCUAGACCAGAAAACUGGACUUCAGGACUGUAGGAUUAUCUGAGCAUCACUAACAGUGACUGGACUCCUCGCUGCAUAUCUCAGAUCAUCUAUUUUGGAUUAUUCUUCUGAGGAGGAGUUUAUUUGGAGAGCAUGAUUACUUCCAGAACAGGAAUACUAGAGACUAAUCUAGUUUUUGUGGGCAAAUUCAAUUACAGCGGCGAAUCCCUCAUGUGAACAGAGCAGCGUCUAAUUUGUUUUGCUGUAGGACGUGCAUUGACUUCUGCAGUUUGUGUGAUCUUUCUUCGGCAAAAUCAAGAGUUCUGAAUGUUCACAAUGUGUUUUCAUUAAGAACUUUCUCUUGGAACUUUAUUCCCUCCAUAUAUUGGGACGAAAGCCAUUCUGUUUGCUGUUGGUGUGGAGUUGAAUCAAAUGGCUCGACCCGGCUCUGGAGUUCUGGUGUCGCUGGGAGGUGGAUACUCGUCUCAGAGCAUGGCUAAGGUGGUGGUUUGGGAAUGGCUGAACGAACACGGCCGCUGGAGGUCGUACAGCGCCGCCGUUUGUCAUCACAUCGAAAACGUCCUGAAGGGAGAUGCACGUGGCACUGUCAUACUGGGGCAGGUGGAUCCACAGCUCGCGCCCUACGUCAUAGACCUGCAGUCCAUGCAUCAGUUCAGACAAGACACAGGCACAAUGCGUCCCGUGCAGCGCAACUUCUACGACCCGUCCUCGGCUCCAGGCAAGGGCAUCGUGUGGGAAUGGGAAAACGACUGUGGCUCCUGGACGCUGUAUGACAUGGAGCUGUGCGUCAGUAUCCAGAACGCCUACGAGAAGCAGCACCCCUGGCUGGACCUGAGCUCGCUGGGCUUCAGCUACCUGGUGGACUUCGACGGGAUGUCCCAAACCAACCGGCAGAGCCAGAGGAAGCGGCGCAUCCGCCGACGGAUGGACCUGGCCUACCCGCUCAUCGCCGGAUCCAUCCCCAAAUCCCAGUCCUGGCCGGUGGGCACCAACUCGGGCACGCCGUGCACCUGUCAGCAGUGCAUGCUGGUCCACAGCACGCGGGCCGCGUCCAACGCCAUCCUGGCGCUGCAGCAGAGGAGGAAGCUGUACGGGACGGAGGGCGGAGCCACCGCCGUCGUCAGGCAGAGCAACACCUUCGCUGGCACCUCCCUCUGGUCGCCCACGACGACCGUUGCCAAGGGUCACCAUAACAACAUAUCGCUGGGUGGCGGAGGCGGCGGGAAGGUGGACAUGAAUGGGGUGAAAUUCCCAUGCGCCCCUGCGAUCGUGACGCUUCCGUCCAAUCACGCGCUUACUAUUAACGGACAGAACAAUCUGAACCGGCCGGGAACGCAGCGGAUCGCGGUGACGGCCAGCCGAGGAUCUGUCCCUCCUGGGGUUCCUGCACUUCCUGUGAAGAAUCUCACUGGUUCAGGACUGGUCCAUCCUGCAUUAGCAGGAAUGACUGGUAUCCUCAUGUGUGCCACCGGGCUCCCCGUGUGUUUGACUCGGGCCCCUAAACCGAUCCUCCAUCCACCGUCGGUCAGCAAGAGUGACCUGAAACCCGUGCCUGGAAUCAACAGCAUCCGACGCAAGACUAAGAAAAAGCACCUCCGCAAAGGUAAAAAUCCAGAGGAUGUGGUUCGGCGCUACACAGAGAAAAUCAAAACGGCUCCCGAUGAGGACUGCACCAUCUGCAUGGAGCGACUGGCCACAGCGUCCGGAUACGAGGGAGUGCUGAGCUACAAAGGCAUCAAGCCCGAGCUGGUCGGCAAACUGGGAAAGUGCGGCCACAUGUACCAUCUUCUGUGUCUGGUGGCCAUGUACAAAAAUGGCAAUAAGGACGGCAGUCUGCAGUGUCCCACCUGUAAGGCCAUCUACGGGGAGAAAACCGGCACACAGCCUCCUGGGAAGAUGGAGUACCACGUGAUUCCUCAUUCUCUACCUGGAUGCUCCGAUACAAAGACUAUCCGCAUCGUCUAUGACAUUCCCGCUGGGAUACAGACCACAGAGCAUCCCAAUCCCGGGAAAAAGUACAGCGCACGGGGAUUUCCUCGACACUGCUACUUACCGGACAACGAGAAAGGCCGGAAGGUGUUGAAGUUGCUAAUCAUGGCGUGGGAUCGUCGUUUGAUCUUCACCAUCGGGACGUCCAGCACCACGGGAGAGACGGACACGGUGGUGUGGAACGAGAUUCACCACAAGACCGAGUUCGGCUCCAACCUCACGGGCCACGGCUACCCCGACCCCAACUAUCUGGACAACGUGAUGAGAGAACUGGCCGCCCAGGGCGUCGGAGAGGACAACCUGAAGGACUGAGGCUCGGUCCGCUGCCGGACACACAAACACACACACACACCUCAUUCAGAGGAGUUCCUGGAGAGACCUUUGACCUCUCUGGGAACGACGGUCCUCGCUGACCCCGAGUCAGUGCGGGACUGUGUGAGAGAUGAGUAGAUGUGGAUGAUGGAGUAAUGAAAUCAGUCGAAAUUACUCUAAUAUAUUCCUCAUUCACUGACACAGCUUGCUUUCUCUCUCUCUAUCUCUCGCGUGCUCUUUUUGAAGGCUACCCAGAAUGCAUCUGGGCUCCGACCGGUGCUUGUGGUAGUUGUAUAUACACACACAUUAGUGGUUGACCGAUAUGGGGUUUUCAAUGGCGAUGCCUCUUACAGAUGGCAGAUAUAAUAUGGUAUAUCUAGGGCUGUCAAGUGAUUCAAAUUUUUUUGAAUUACAUGAUGUGCAGAUUAAUCAUCAGUUUUGGCUGAGAAAUUUACCCCCAAAAGAUC
This is a messenger RNA of Sinocyclocheilus anshuiensis, 3050 nucleotides long. RefSeq names its product deltex 1, E3 ubiquitin ligase (gene dtx1). Lineage: Eukaryota; Metazoa; Chordata; Actinopteri; Cypriniformes; Cyprinidae. Gene Ontology annotation, molecular function: zinc ion binding. The transcript has 10 exons. The coding region runs from base 694 to 2583 and encodes 629 amino acids. Gene Ontology annotation, biological process: Notch signaling pathway; protein ubiquitination. The record is from RefSeq and is a predicted model, not a curated record.